CAACAGCAGCAGCAGAACACACAACACAGCUGCAACUGAACGGAUAAUAGUGUCUCUGCAGAGCUUCAUCCAUCUGCUAUCAACUAUGUCUGCUAACACCAGUGUUCUUCUUCUCCUCACUCUUUGGGCUUCCAUGCAGGACGGUUUGGGUCUUCUGGUGGUGAAACAGCUGGAUGUGGAGGCCGGUGUCCCACCACAGAGAGAGAGGACCAAGCGCUGUGCCUGCAGCACCCCACUGGACUCUGAGUGUCACUACUUCUGCCACCUGGACAUCAUCUGGGUCAAUACGCCCAGUAAGACAACACUUUAUGGUCUAGGCAGCGUUCUGUCCCGGCGCAGAAGGUCCACUUUUCGCUGCACCUGUGCCAAGCUAGAUGAUCAAACUUGCACCAACUUCUGCCAUCAAAGCCCUGAAAUCACAUCCCCAAAGAGAUCUGUAAAGAGACACCAACUCAACACACUCAACAUACUGAGAGCUGUGGUCAGCAGAUCCAAGAGAGCCCUGGACGCGCCUGAUUCAGACAAGGCUCAGAGGAAGAAUGCUCGCUAAAAACAACGGGCUUGAGGCAGUGAGAGUGAGAGAAAGAGAGCAGUGAGCACCUGAACAAAUGACACUCCUUUGAUAGAGAAAAGGGGAAAAAACAAAGGGCUGCUGAAAGAUCCGACGCAGGAAGGCCCGAAGCGCCGCAAAGAUGUCUGUUUGUGCCCAGGAAUAGAGGGUGGAAAACGUGAGAGUUCUGCAAACACACCAUGGAAACAGAUAUGGAGGAUCAGCACUGAGAGGAGCUACUAACAGGACAGGAGAAUGUUGUGCCUGUGGUCAUGUUCGAGAGUUUGAGUGGUUGUCUCUGUGUCAUUGUACAGACCAGUCGGCACUUACAUAGACGGAUCUAACAGUGAGGAAAAGGGACAUGCAUACUGUACAUACAUGUACAGGAAUUUCUCACAUACAUGGCAAGUUUUUACUCAUUUAUAUGUAAAAUAUGUUUUUUUUCUUUCUUUUAUGGAUCAAUAGAUUUAUUAUUUUACAACUUAUUUAGAACACAUUAUAUUAUGAGUGAAGGGAAGG
Molecule: messenger RNA, 1069 nt
Organism: Morone saxatilis (striped sea-bass)
Lineage: Eukaryota; Metazoa; Chordata; Actinopteri; Moronidae
Product: endothelin-2
Exons: 5
Coding region: 86-550 (154 amino acids)
Biological process (GO): vein smooth muscle contraction; intracellular calcium ion homeostasis; regulation of systemic arterial blood pressure by endothelin
Cellular component (GO): extracellular region
Molecular function (GO): endothelin B receptor binding; hormone activity
Source: RefSeq, a predicted model, not a curated record